This is a messenger RNA of Nannizzia gypsea CBS 118893, 1503 nucleotides long. RefSeq lists its product as hypothetical. Gene Ontology annotation, molecular function: oxidoreductase activity. Bases 1 to 1503 code for a protein of 500 amino acids. Lineage: Eukaryota; Fungi; Ascomycota; Eurotiomycetes; Onygenales; Arthrodermataceae. The transcript is spliced from 2 exons. The record is from RefSeq and is a predicted model, not a curated record.
AUGUCGGAAAGCGAAGUCCCCAAUCAGAGGACUGGCAGCAGUAGAGAUGGAUCGCGCAUGUCCGUGGCCAUCGUUGGCACCGGCAUGGCUGGCCUGGUGACCGGUUACCUCCUGCAGAACGACGAGAACAAGAAAUUCGACAUCGAAGUUUUCGAAUCGCAAGAGGCACUGUCUCUCAAUGCUGAAGGGGAAACCAUCAAAUCAAAGAAUGGACAGGGGACCUUCCAUAUAAGCCAUCCAAUGCGAGUCUUUGAUGAUGGCUAUUAUAAGUAUAUGACGCUCAUGUAUAAGCAUCUCGGCAUCGAGUGUGAUCCACUCAAGUUCCUGUUCAGCUACUCCUUCAUAUCCAAGGCACAGCCAAGUCCGAGUACCGAGCAUGCACCGGACCAGGCCCAGGAGGAAUUAGCACAGCCUAAGGUAUCAUUCCUCUAUUCGUCGAACAACCACCGUCUCCCACCACUCCGUCCGGGUGGGCAGAGUUUCUUCUCAUGGCUCUCGGAACUCAUCUAUGUUGCAUUCUUCUUCGGUUGGUUUAUUCUCGCUUGUUUCUGGAUAGAUGCUCGUAAGACCAAGGCGGCCGGCCAAGAUGAUCAAAUCGAAACGAUGGAGGAAUACUUCAACCGUGUCCGUCUUCCACGGCAUUUUGUGUAUCGAUACAUCCUACCCCCUUUCGCUACUUUGUCAACAUGCAACCAUGCCGAGAUGCUCAGUUUUCCGGCCAAUGACAUAGUACAGUAUGUCCGACGCACGCAUAGAGCACCGCAUUACCUCGUACGUGAAGGAACUCAGGUAGUCGAAGAUACCCUCUCAAAGGGUCUGAACGUCCGUCUCGGAGCCCGCGUCACCUCCGUCCGUCCAGCCGGCUCUUCGGUCCUGGUAUGCUGGGAAUCAACCUCUUCUGCCUCUGAACUUGCCGGUGAAAAGAUACCACCUAUGUCCAGCUGUCAAAGAAAAUUCGACCGCGUCAUCCUAGCCGUGCCGCCAAAUGUAGUGGGAACCAUCUUUGAACCGCUCCGGGAAGAAACAUCUCUCUUACCCACAAGAUCAGUCGAAUCUCUAAUCCACACGGAUGCUUCCACCUUGCCAAACAUCUUUUCGGAGCCAGUCAAGGCACAAACGACAUCUAAGGAAGAAGUUGAAUUGGGUCAUUUCCGCUCCACGGUCGAAUCAACGGAGUCCAUACAUGAACAUCCCUCGUCAUAUAUAAUAACCACCUGCCCCAUAUUACCCAUUGACCCCAGCAAGGUUAUGCGUCGCUCAUAUUUCACCCGAACAUUACGCACUCCUCAAAGUAGGGCGAUAGUCAAUCGUAUUUUUGAUAAGUCGGCCACCUCUGAUGGACAAGCAGUGGACAAGCCUGCCGGAUGGCGUAAUGGGGAUGGGAAUGUUUUCCUGGUUGGCAGCUGGUGCUGGGAUGGGAUGGUUCUUCUAGAAGGAUGUGUUGUAUCUGCCAUGCGCGCUGCCGAAGACUUCGGUGUUAAAGUUCCUUGGGCCAAAUCCUAA